AUGAUGAUCAUUACGUCAGCUAUUGUCAUCUUACUUAUUUUACCUAUAUUUCAUGGCAAAAUUUAUUUAUUUUCAACUGAAGAUAGUUCCUUUGCCGAUUUUUACGAUUGCCUGAACCUCAGAAACGUUUUCUACUGUCGUCGACCGAUCGAGCCAAUCGCUCUGAAACGCGAUCAAUCCCCAUGGGAAUGCCACAACAACGGCACGCGCUAUUCAUUCACCGACCUCAAGAACAUGAACAUCAGCAUAAGUACGAUUCUCCAUAAGUGGCUAUCAAGUAUCGAAAAGGUAGAUGAGUAUGCACGCUAUCUCCGAACUGGGUCAAUCGAAAAUAAUGCAUAUUUAUGUGCAUGUUACAAGCAAGAAUCGUUUGGGAAACAUUGUGAAUAUUUUCUACCGUAUGGAAGCACAUUCGAGAAGACAGUCGAUUGGAAACUCUUGACGGAAACAAAAUAUCCAUGGCAAGUACAAAUUCAUGGGCAGAUUAUUUGCUACUCAACACUAUUGUGUAAUCAUAGUUUGCUAUGUCUCGAUUGGCGUGAUAUUUGUGAUGGUACUCAGCAGUGUAUGUUAGGCUAUGAUGAGGAGAACUGUGAUAUUUUAGAAUUCAACGAGUGCGAAGUUGAUGAGUAUCGGUGUACGAACGGAAUGUGCAUUCCUGGUGAUUAUUUUGUCGAUGGUGAUUACGACUGUAUGGAUUGGUCUGACGAGAAGCCGAUUUUUGAUGACAAGAACUGUGUGGGGACAGAGGUUAGCGUCAAUUGUGACGAUAGAAUGUGUCCGCCGAAUUGGUGGUCGUGUGGCGAUGGACAGUGUAUCACAGACCGACUCGCCUUUCAGAGUGCUGCACAGGACAAGGCUGAAUGCCUCAGUCGUCGCGAUCAAUUUUAUCUAUGUGAAACGAACUAUGGUAUUCAAUUGUGGACAAUGCCGAAUGGAAGAUGUUCUUUAGGAACUGACGCGUUCGAUGAUCCCACAUUUAAUAAUGGUAGUCUAGAAUGUAUUUAUUUAAUUAAAUGCAGCUUUUCGGGAGGUGCAGAAAAGAAAUGUCCUUGUAAAAACAUGGGAUGUAGCAAACUACUGGAAGAGAAGUGUCCUUCUGGCCUUAUCCAAUACCCUUUGGGCGCAAUCAUUAGCCCAUUUGUCUUUCAUUUUUACAACUUCACGCACACUCGAAAUGAAAAAAUAUGGGAUUCAAUCGUGCUUAAUGGCACUAUAAAAUGUCGAAACUACUUCGUCACUCGGGAGAUAACACUUUCCUAUUCAUCUAAGCUUCACUCGCGAAUAUUUGAAAAUAUUUUUUGCAACCAUACAUCCGAUAUUUUGGCAUUUACCAGUGACUAUGAUAAGUUUUGCUACAACAAAUCACAAACCUUCAACAAUCAUUCGUACAAUUUUAUCGAUGUAUGUUCCACGUCGAGAGAAUGCAUUUCUGCGUAUCGAAUCAGAGAUGGUACGUAUGAUUGUAUGGAUCGGCAAGAUGAAGAGAUACUUAAUCUAAACACUUGUUCGAAAAAUCAACAUCAUCGUUUUCGAUGUUCAAAUGAAGAGCCUACCUGCUUGACUGUGACGGCUCUGGGCGAUCAACACUCUCACUGUAAAAAUCAGUACGACGAAUUAUGGAUGGGAUCAAGUAGAUUGCUGUCAAAAAUGAAUUGUAAUAUCCAACAAAAAGAGCAUUGUCGUGACAUUCGUCAAUAUAUUGAACAGUCGUGGUCAUCGAAUCGUGAUUCUAUGCUAUUGCUCAGCUCACCUCGAAUACAAUUUCGUGCCUAUUGUGAUACAUUCUGGAAUUUCGGCUCAAAAUUAGACGAAAAUGCAACAUUGUGCCAACGAUGGUGGAUUUGUCCAAAAGAUCAAUGGCGAUGCCGUACCGGGCAAUGCAUUAAUAUCACUUGGCUUCUCGAUGGCGAGUGGGAUUGCCCGGAUGCAUCAGAUGAACAAGCUGUAUUUCUUAAUAUUUCAUCUCACAAUUUUCAAGUUAUGAAUUGUACUGACAUCGAAAAAACGUUCAAAACAAAAUACUCAAUGCAACCAUUUUCGACUAUCUGCAACACAACUGUAGAAUUUCCAUGCUUUCGGAAUGAUGUAUUAUAUCCAUUGAGCAAUAUUACAUAUAUUCGCCCUUGCAUACCUCUUGAAAAUAUUGGCAAUGGUCAUCCAGAUUGUCUAGGUGGCAUCGAUGAACGCAAUCGUCUAGAACAGAGCAACGGAAUAACCGUGCUAGGUUAUAACUUUAAAUGUUUAUCCACUGGCUCUUAUGUUUCACAUUCGUCGACCUGUGAUUAUCGAUGUUCCAACAUAUUAGACGAUGAGAUUCGGUGCUAUGGCAUGCAAAGAUCAGAAAAAUGUAAGGGUGUGCGUGACUUCAUGUGUUUGAAUGAGACUUGUGUCAAUGGUGGCCAUUGUAAUAGUGCCUAUGAAUGUGAAUUUGGCGAAGACGAAUACAUGUGUGAUCUCGAGAAUUUUUCUCGUCAAGCACUAGCAAGGGCCUAUCGUGAGAAAAAAGAAUUGAGCUUGAGAAAUGUUGGUCUAAAACUUCAACUAUCCGAUUUCCCCAUCGAAAUAAAUCGAACUAGGUUUCAACCGGAAGCCACUAACGCCUCCUCAUUUAUUGAUUCGAGCUCUUCUAAUUCAACGAUUGCAUACAUUUGCAAUCGAGGCAUUGGCGUUUAUCUAUAUAAUGGCUCGAUAGCCUGCUUUUGUCCACCGCAAUACUAUGGCGACCGGUGUGAGUUUCACAGCGAUCGCUUGAAUGUUUUUUUCGAUUUAAAUGUAUCUCGGUCAAUCUAUGCCGACAACAACGACCAGGAUAUGGUUCUCAAAUUACUUGUUGUGUUUCUUUUCAAGAAUCAGACGUUGGACAUUCGUCCAUUUCAUUUUCGACUGGCAACUGAAAUGGUGACUAAUAGCAAGAGAAUCACUCACUUUGUUUACUCUAGAAGUGCUGAAUUCAUUAAUAGAAGACGUUUGCAAUACUUGGAUCGAUCACAAAUCAUCAAAGAACAUCCGUAUUCUCUCCAAAUCGAAGCGUAUGAGUUCAAGAUGAAUAAUGAAACGCCCGUACUCGUUGCCGUCUGGCAAUAUCCUAUCUACUUCGAUUAUCUUCCAAAUUUUCGCUUUACCAAAGAGAUCCGAUUGGAAAAACCAGACACCAAUGAUAGAAAUCCAUGUUCGAGAUACCCAUGCAAUCAUAAUCAGAUAUGCCAGCAGAUUGUCAAUAACAGAGCACGCUAUGUCUGUCUUUGCAAAAGUAAUUACACAGGCCCUGAUUGCUUAGAAUUGAACCAACGUUGUGCCGAAGGUUACUGUUCUCCAGCAUCCUUUUGCAGGCCAAUGUAUCGCAGUCUAGCAACUGGUAACGAUGCGCCUUUCUGUCUUUGUCCCUCAGACUAUUAUGGUCAACGGUGCGAGUUGUCGCAUGAUAUAUGCACGUCAACGUUGUGUAAAAACGGUGGUACAUGCUACACGGGCUCAAGGCCAGACCGCCACGUAUGUGUAUGUACUGAGAAGUAUCGCGGAAUAUAUUGUGAGCUUCCAAAGCCAGAAGUCACAAUGUUUAUUAAUGGUACUGUUCCGCAUGUUGGUGCUGUGAUUCAAUUCUUCAUCAUUAACUUUGUCUCACUCAAUUUAAUUCUGGUUCAUCAACGAGCGUAUCAUAGUAUGCCCAAUUUUACUGAAUAUAGACAUGAUUCGACAACAGUACCCGAAAUUGUUCUACUAAAGCUGUACGCGAAUGAAAACAGCGAACCUGAUACAUAUUUAAUAUCGCUACAUAUAGGUUUUAUGGUGGUUAAUGGCACUACGUACAUUGGUGAGCACAAUAGAUUGGUUCAUGUCAACACACUUUUAACACCUAACGAGCGUAAGUGA
Molecule: messenger RNA, 3873 nt
Organism: Rotaria socialis
Lineage: Eukaryota; Metazoa; Rotifera; Eurotatoria; Philodinida; Philodinidae
Source: the annotation of a GenBank genome assembly